This is a messenger RNA of Pseudophryne corroboree (corroboree frog), 10124 nucleotides long. It is a transcript of the gene ACIN1, whose product is annotated as apoptotic chromatin condensation inducer 1. NCBI's taxonomy places the organism in Eukaryota, Metazoa, Chordata, Amphibia, Anura, Myobatrachidae. Gene Ontology annotation, cellular component: precatalytic spliceosome; ASAP complex. Gene Ontology annotation, molecular function: RNA binding. The coding region runs from base 1 to 8058 and encodes 2685 amino acids. The record is from RefSeq and is a predicted model, not a curated record. The transcript is spliced from 19 exons. Gene Ontology annotation, biological process: RNA splicing.
AUGGCAGAGCAAGAGGAUGUAACGCUGGACGGGAGGCCGCUGGACAGCCUUCGGGUCACCGAUUUACGAGCGGCACUUGAGGAACGGGGAUUACCUAAGAGUGGUCAGAAGAGCACACUCAUGAAGCGGCUGAAGGGGGCUCUGAUGCUGGAAGACCUCCAGAAACAUUCUACUCCUCACACUGGCUUCCAGCCCAACUCACAGAUGGGGGAGGAAAUGGGCCAGAACAGCUUUAUAAAGCAGUACCUGGAGAAACAGCAGGAGCUGCUACGCCAGCGCCUACAGAGGGAGGCACGAGAGGCACAAGAAACCGAAGAAUCUUCAACAGAGUCAGAGGAUGAAAAUAUGAACCCUGACAUUGUGUGUUCUGUUCUAAAGAUGCCUGAAGUAGAACUGGGAAAACGCACUCCAAAAAAAAGUCAUUCAGUUUUGGAAGAUCCCGAAGACUCUGAAGAAGAGCUUCCCAAGAAGAGGGACAGAAGGUCAUCCCGGGCUAAACAGGUCAAAACUUCAAAGCCAGCUGUAAAUAUACAACCAGCGCAGGAGCAAGAGCCACGCAGGACAUCCACCCGUGGGCGUAAAUCUAAAGGAGAUGCACCUGCUACAAGAGAAGAAGCAGAAGAGAUGGGUAAGGAAGAAGAGGAAUACAUGGAAGAAGAAAAAAAGAUUACAACUGAGAAAGAUGAGGAAGAAACACCAAGAAGAAGAAGAUCUUCAAGAACAGUUGCUGUUCAACAGCAAAAGAAGUCACCGAAAAUCAAACGCUCACCUUCUCCACCUGAGUUAUCAGACACUGUCUCUAAAAUCUCAUCUUUUGAGGCUGAGGAGAUAACAGAAGAGCGUGUUCCCCCAAUGCUGUCUCUGGAAGGCAUCCACCAUCAGGUUUCCGAAAAGCAGGCAUCUCCAGUGACUGAAAAGGCAGUGUCCCUAAGGUUGCAGCACAAAGAGAGUUCUAAAAGUCACAGAUCUCCUCAGAAACGUGGGCGUGGUACUCGAGAGCAGAUUGAUAGAGUUUCAGAUCCAGCAUCACACCAGCCUCCAGUAUCACCUUGUGUGAUCCAACAAAACACCCCCCUUUACCGUCAAGAAGCUGAGAAAACGAAGACCAAACGACAAGAUUCACAAAUACGUGGUGAGACUGAGAGUGUAUCCAUGAUUAUACAUGAACGUCCCAUCACUAAGGAUGUUAAAGUGAGGUCAUCGCUAGUUCUAAUGAAGCCUCCAGUUUGUACAAAAUCUGAAGGAAGAAUAUCUGUGGGUGAACAGAGCCUCCAUAUUGUUGAAAAAUCAUCAUCAAGGGGUGUUAAAGCUAUGUCUAUAUUAGCGAAGCAAGAUCCAGAACCUCACACCAAUGUUAAAGAAAGUCGCUUGUCUUUAUCCAGCUGUCCUGAAGUGGGAAAAACAAAUGUCAAGUCCUUGUCUAUCUCAGAGAAGAUAGAUACAGAGAAAUCAGAUGUGAGUUCAACAGUAGUUUGUGUUACUAGUCCAAAUGAAUCUGAGAAACCUGAAGUGUUUGUCCCAGUUAUUGCUCCAUGCACCACAAAUACAAGAAAGCUUAGGGUCCGUACAUCAAGUGCACGCCAGGACCAACCAGAAAUUAUAAAAACUUCAAAACCCAUGGAAAUUCCUAAAAAAGCACAAGAACCGGAGUCCCCAAAUCCACCACUUGAAUUGGAGAAAAGUGUGUUCGUAAUAUCGGAGUUGAAAAACCAAGCUCUAAAACAUGUUGAGUACCCAGAGCAAAAAACAGUUACAGUGAAGGAUACCAAAAAUUUAACCACAGUAAGAGUGGAAGAGGAGGAUGUUAAUAAGAGAAAGUUAGAUGAGGACGCUGACACAGCAAAGGUAGAUGAGGGCGCGGGCGCAGCAAAGGUAGAUGAGGGCGCGGGCGCAGCAAAGGUAGAUGAGGGCGCGGGCGCAGCAAAGGUAGAUGAGGGCGCCGGCGCAGCACAGGUAGAUGAGGGCGCAGCACAGGUAGAUGAGGGCGCCAGCGCAGCACAGGUAGAUGAGGGCGCCGGCGCAGCACAGGUAGAUGAGGGCGCAACACAGAUAGAUGAGGGCGCAGCACAGGUAGAUGAGGGCGCCAGCGCAGCACAGGUAGAUGAGGGCGCGGGCGCAACACAGAUAGAUGAGGGCGCAGCACAGGUAGAUGAGGGCGCCGGCGCAGCAAAGGUAGAUGAGGGCGCCGGCGCAGCAAAGGUAGAUGAGGGCGCCGGCGCAGCAAAGGUAGAUGAGGGCGCCGGCGCAGCAAAGGUAGAUGAGGGCGCCGGCGCAGCACAGGUAGAUGAGGGCGCCGGCGCAGCACAGGUAGAUGAGGGCGCCGGCGCAGCACAGGUAGAUGAGGGCGCCGGCGCAGCACAGGUAGAUGAGGGCGCCGGCGCAGCACAGGUAGAUGAGGGCGCAACACAGAUAGAUGAGGGCGCAGCACAGGUAGAUGAGGGCGCCAGCGCAGCACAGGUAGAUGAGGGCGCGGGCGCAACACAGAUAGAUGAGGGCGCAGCACAGGUAGAUGAGGGCGCCGGCGCAGCAAAGGUAGAUGAGGGCGCCGGCGCAGCAAAGGUAGAUGAGGGCGCCGGCGCAGCAAAGGUAGAUGAGGGCGCCGGCGCAGCAAAGGUAGAUGAGGGCGCAGCACAGGUAGAUGAGGGCGCCGGCGCAGCACAGGUAGAUGAGGGCGCAGCACAGGUAGAUGAGGGCGCCAGCGCAGCACAGGUAGAUGAGGGCGCCGGCGCAGCACAGGUAGAUGAGGGCGCAACACAGAUAGAUGAGGGCGCAGCACAGGUAGAUGAGGGCGCCAGCGCAGCACAGGUAGAUGAGGGCGCGGGCGCAACACAGAUAGAUGAGGGCGCAGCACAGGUAGAUGAGGGCGCCGGCGCAGCAAAGGUAGAUGAGGGCGCCGGCGCAGCAAAGGUAGAUGAGGGCGCCGGCGCAGCAAAGGUAGAUGAGGGCGCCGGCGCAGCACAGGUAGAUGAGGGCGCCGGCGCAGCACAGGUAGAUGAGGGCGCCGGCGCAGCACAGGUAGAUGAGGGCGCCGGCGCAGCACAGGUAGAUGAGGGCGCCGGCGCAGCACAGGUAGAUGAGGGCGCCGGCGCAGCAAAGGUAGAUGAGGGCGCCGACGAAGCACAGGUAGAUGAGGGCGCCGGCGCAGCAAAGGUAGAUGAGGGCGCCGGCGCAGCACAGGUAGAUGAGGGCGCCAGCUCAGCACAGGUAGAUGAGGGCACCGGCGCAGCACAGGUAGAUGAGGGUGCAACACAGAUAGAUGAGGGCGCAGCACAGGUAGAUGAGGGCGCCGGCGCAGCAAAGGUAGAUGAGGGCGCCGGCGAAGCACAGGUAGAUGAGGGCGCCGGCGCAGCAAAGGUAGAUGAGGGCGCCGGUGCAGCAAAGGUAGAUGAGGGCGUCUGUGCAGCAAAGGUAGAUGAGGGCGCCAGCGCAGCACAGGUAGAUGAGGGGGUCGGUGCAGCAAAGGUAGAUGAGGGCGCCGGCGCAGCACAGGUAGAUGAGGGCGCCGGCGCAGCAAAGGUAGAUGAGGGCGCCGGUGCAGCAAAGGUAGAUGAGGGCGCCGGCGAAGCACAGAUAGAUGAGGGCGCAGCACUGGUAGAUGAGGGCGUCGGCGCAGCACAUGUAGAUGAGGGCGCCGGUGCAGCACAUGUAGAUGAGGGUGCCGUCACAGCAAAGGUAGAUGAGGACAUUGGCACCGCCAAGGUAGAUGAGGACGUUGGCACCGCCAAGGUAGAUGAGGACGUUUGCACCGCCAAGGGAGAUGAGGACGUUGGCACCGCCAAGGGAGAUGAGGACGUUGGCACCGCCAAGGGAGAUGAGGACGUUGGCACCGCCAAGGGAGAUGAGGACGUUGGCACCGCCAAGGUAGAUGAGGGCGCCGAUGCAGCAAAGGUAGAUGAGGGCGCCGAUGCAGCAAAGGUAGAUGAGGGCUAUGACACCGCCAAGGUAGAUGAGGGCGCUGGCACCGCCAAGGUAGAUGAGGGCGCUGGCAGCGCCAUGGUAGAUGAGGGCGCCGGCAGCGCCAAGGUAGAGGAGGGCGCCGGCAGCGCCAAGGUGGAUGACGGCGCUGACACAGCAAAGUUAGAUGAUCCCUGCAUAUCUGUUUUAAAGAUAACACGGGAGACAACCAGCAGCACUGAUAUUGUACCCGAUGAUUCUCUUAAAGAAAAUGUGUUUUCUUCUGGUCCAACAGAAGAACAAUCUUUAGUUAAAUCGAGUCCUCAUGAAGAAGAAAUGUUCAUGAUAAAAGAAACGUCAGAAAUGAAGCAAGUAGAUAAAGCCACAACAAUUGCCGAAGAAACGUUGACAAUAUCUGAAAAUAUAAUGGAAAUCCAGGAAUCUGCUGCACUUGUGACAUCAGAAGCAGAGGUUUCUGAAACAGCCCCAGAAAUGUCAUCAUCCACACCAGAGCAGACAACAUUGAAGCCAAAUGAGGUAACCUGUAUAGAUGAAGAAUUUAUGUCUACAACAGGAAAGGAUGAACCUCCUACAAAUCUGACUGAAGCAUUGGACAGAGAAGAUAUUCCUUUAGUUCCUAUGUCAAUAUCAUCCGAUAAUGAAGAAGAAAAGCAUCUGGCUACACAUGGAAUUACACAGGCUUCUGAAGCUUUACAUGAAAUGCCUAACAUAUUGAGACCUGGCGAUUUCACUCCAGUAACAAUCCCAGAAGAUAUUAGUCUAGUGAUAGAAGCUAAAACUUCUCAAAUUGUUCCUGCAGUUUCAGUAUUCUCAGCAUGCACAACAGAAUAUUCUAGUACUGCAUCUGAAAUAGACACACAAUAUGUUUCUUGUUCUCCAUUAGCUCAAGAGGCAACUGCCAAAGAUCAAACUUUCCUUCAUCUUGAGACAACAGAUAAAGGUGGAUCUGUCGACCAAAAAAUUUCAGAGGUUACAGGAGUUGUAAAGGAGUGUCCCACUAAAUUUGACCUAGAAAACCAGACCGUAUACCCAACACCUAUUAUUUUGCAAGAUCACAAAGAGGAAGAACUUUUAAUAAAAGACUCUGCAGAAGCUGAUGUUGCUUUAACCAAAAAUGCUGAAGCAGUUGUCCUUGAAAAUUCAGAACUAACCUCAAAAGAAUGUAAACACCUUACUGUUGUUCCAGAGGAUACUGAUAUGCCAGCUUCAGAGAUAUCCACAGAUGCAAAGCAGUCUGAUGCGGAAAUUAUAGAGGGGGUUGUAACAGUCCCACAGGAAGUAGAUGAAUUAAAAGAGAAAGAAGUAACUUCUGGAGAUUUUGAAGAACCUGUUAUGGAAGAGAAGCCAGAAGAUAACAUUUCUGCAGAGUCUCUUAAAUCUAGUGUGGAAGAACCCCAAAUAAUACUACUUUCCACAUCAGACUCUCCAUCGCAAGAAGAGGCAGCUAAUUCAUCUAUUUUGCAAAGCACUAACUCUCCUGAACACGAAAAGAAAAAAAUUGAUAUUGCAAGUUCACAAACUAUGAAAGGAGAAGUGCAUACUUUAAAUAUACAUACUUUGGCAUUGUCAGCAGAGCAAAAUUAUCCAGAGUCAGAAUGCAUUAUGGACAUAACCAUUGCAACAGCCAAGAAAGAGAGAAACUACCAAAGCCAUGAAAUAAUAGCUGUAUCAGAGAAAACAUACCCACAAAUGGAAGAUGAACAAAAAGAGCAUCAUGAUUCACCCCUUCCUAUUGUGGUGUCUCCUGUACAGCAUACAACAGAUACAUUGCUGUCUAGUGAACAUAAAGACUGUGGAAGACAAAUUCAGCUACACGAAGCAGCAGAACAAGUAGAAGAGGUUGCUGUGAUUGAAUCCCGAAGGAGAAGGACAUCUUCUACCUCCUCCUCUUCUUCUUCAUCAUCAUCCUCAUCAUCUUCCUCCUCUUCCUCAUCUUCCUCUUCUUCCUCCUCAUCAUCUUCCUCUUCUCAUUCAUCACACUCCUCUUCAGAGAAGUCAUCCCACUCCAGACAUAGCUCACAUUCUAAAUCCUCCUCACCAGAAAGACGGGAUCAUGUGUCACGGUCUUCGAGGUCAAGGUCUUCAUCUUUUCACAGUGAUAAGGAGACACCAUGUAGUAAGAGGUCUCCACAGAAGGUGGGCCCAGAAGUCUUGCCUCCUGAAGUAACACCUUCACACCUGGAAGUAUCUCAGCCCCUGCUAAAUACCUCUCCACCUCCUCCACCACAACUAAUGUCUCUACAGCAAGACAUAUUAAUCCCGCGGCCAAGUGGUUCCAUUUCAGACUCAGAAGAACGGCGAAGGCCGCGUGAAAUUUCUGACGACCCAGAAGAGCAAGAACAGAGUAAGAGAAUAAGAUUAGAGCCACAGUCCGAGGGUCAGGACCAAAAAAGUCCGGUCCCUGGGGAACAGGAGGUGGUAGAGGAGCUGAGCCCAGGAGACAACAAUGUUGCAUCGGAGAGAGAGGACACAGUAAUGGAAGCAGUGGAAAGUCAGGCUGAGGGUGAGGUCCAAGAGACUACAACACCCCAACCCCAGGAAGAGAGCUGUGAGGUGGAUGAGAAGAAAGAGAGUACAACACCACCAAGAACAUUCAAGAGGAAGAUCUCUGUUAUAUCGGCUACAAAAUGUUCAAGUCAACCUACCCCAGCUCCUACCACAAACAGUGACAACGAGGGAGCACACCCUGCACGACGCAGGCGUUGGGGGGCCAGCACUGCAACCACUCAGAAAAAACCCUCUAUUAGUAUCUCCACAGAGUCCUUGAAGAGUCUGAUCCCUGAGAUCAAAGAAAUCAAACAAGAGGCAGUGGUGGAUCUUCAUGCUGAUGACACACACAUUUCUGAAGAUGAAAGUGAACGUAAUGGAGAUGACGACACCCAUGAUAAAGGACUUAAAAUAUGCAGAACAGUCACACAGGUAGUGCCUGCUGAAGUUCAGGAGAAUGGACAGGAGGAGGAAGAGGAGGAGGAAGACGAUAAGCACUCUGAAGACACUGCUGUUGUUGAUGAUCCUGUCCCUGUGAAGAUAGAGACACCGCCUCCAAGUGAACAAGAAGUAACAAAGCCUUUAUCAGUGAGCCCACCACAAGCAGAGGUCCGAGUCACAUUAGGAGAUACCCUAUUGAGACGUUCAGUCAGUCAACAGAAGACUGGUGUUUCUAUUACAAUUGAUGACCCAGUGCGCACUGCUUCUCAGCAGCCCUCACCCCCGCGAAGAAAACCUAGUUGUAUAGUACACAUCUGCAACCUGGUCCGACCUUUUACCUUAGGGCAGCUAAAGGAGUUACUCUCACGUACUGGAACUAUGGUGGAAGAGAACUUUUGGAUAGAUAAGAUUAAAUCCCAUUGUUAUGUCACGUAUUCUACUUUAGAAGAAGCGGUUACUACUAGGAACUCUCUUCAUGGAGUGAAAUGGCCACAGUCCAACCCAAAAUUCUUAUCCGCAGACUUUGCAGAGCAAGAUGAGCUGGACUUCCACAGAGGUCUUCUUUUAGAACGACCACCAGAACCUAAGCCAGAGGAGCCCCCCCACCCACAUUCUCACCCACACAUCGCUCCCUUACGUAAUGAACACAGGGAACAUGAGAGAGGUGUGCGAGAACAGUGGGCAGAGAGGGAGCGCGAGAUGGAGAGGCGGGAACGUACCAGAUCUGAGCGAGAAUGGGAUAGAGAUAAAAUCCGUGAGGGGCCACGCUCGCGCUCCAGAGACAGGCGGCGUAAAGAGCAUGCAAAGUCCAAAGAAAAAAAGAAUGAAAAGAAAGAGAAAGUACAGGAGGAGCCUCCAGCUAAACUCCUGGAUGAUUUAUUCCACAAAACCAAAGCUGCCCCCUGUAUAUACUGGCUGCCCCUCACAGAUGACCAGAUUAUGAAAAAGGUUGCAGACAGGGAGGAGCGAGCAAAGGAACGAGAGAAACGACGUAAGGAGCAGGAAGAGCAGCAAGAGGAAGAAAGAAAAGAGCGUGCUAAGGAAAGGGAAAAGGAGGUAGAAAGGAAUCGGGAACGAACACGUGAAGCGGAGAGAGAUAAAAGGAGGGAACACAGCAGAGAACAACCACGGGAGAGAGAACGCAGGGAUCCCAAAAGACACAGUAGGAGCCGCAGCAGGAGUACACCAGUUAGAGAUAGGGGAGGACGGCGUUGACCCCUGUCGUUACCCUGACUGGCCACUCAGCUGCUAUGCACCUGUCCAGCACAGGUGGCGAUAAAGGGUCACAACUCUGCAAGUGAUUAGAGAAGCAAUGCUCAUCAGGCCCUUUCACAGGUGAUUAUUUAAAACGAAACAAAAAACUCAGGCAAGGAGUUGGCUCACUUCUAAAGGAGUAAUGAUGUUCUCUCCCUGUUUUCAAUCUCCCAAACUUUUGGACUUAAAUCUUUUUCCUCCAUUCCUCUUCCAUAUGUUUCAAUUUUUAACGCCACACUUUCUGGAUUGUAAUUCAGAUUGACACCUGACCAUCAUUGGACGUUCCUGAAUAGUUUGUGCAAUGAGUUUCCUCUCUAAUAUAACACCUUCACCUGCCAAAGUGGCAGGAGAAGGCAAUUUUUUAUUUUAUUUUUCUUGGUGUUUUAUUUUUUAUUAAAAAUUAAGUGUAUUAUUGGAAAAUAAAAUUCUGCAUUAGUUUUAUAUCUUUUAUGUCUUGCCUGACUGAGACUCUAAAACAGUGCUAGAUUGUUGUUUUAUAUAUUAAAUACAGUAACAGCACUGACCAUUAGAUCUAUUGUAUGCUGUAUUGGUUGUGACAUGUCACAACAUGAGGUCACCAAGGCAUGCCCCAUAAAGUAAGGAGGUAUGAUGUAUUGUUUGGAAAAGUCUGCGUAACCUAAACAAAAUAUGGAAAGGUAUCUCCGGUACUAUAUAUUCUUGCUCCCAAAUGUUAAAUUAUAAUCCAUAACCAUAAUGUCCCAAUACAUUACGAAAACAGUUCACAAUUGUAUUUGUAUAUUGAAAGUUUAUCUGUUAAAGGUUUCUGUGAAGGGAUGUAAGUUGUCUGCUUCCAUCAUACAAGAAGCGUUACUAUAGUGACUAAUGAAUGGACACUAAUUUUGUACUCCGCAUCUUUGCUAAAUCACUGUUGAAUUUUAGAAGUGACCUUGUGUGAACUUGAAAUAUUACAACCAAAAUGAGAGCCCAUGUGCUACAAAUAAAGGGCGGUUAUUUUUUAAUGCAAACGUCUUAAUUAUUGGGAGUAACCCACUUCAUAAUAUCCUCCCCUCUAAAAUAAUGAAAAUAGUUGUUAUAGAUUAAUUUCAUAAUGCGCCACAAGGGUAUGGUAGUGUGUGGUAGAGAGUGAGGGUCCUGCUCAAAUGAGCUUAGUCUAUAGGGGAUAUGGAUUAUGGAAAGAAGAAUGCAGGGACUGCAGUGUUAGAAGGGGGGUGGCAUAGAGAAGAGGGCAUUCCAGAGCCUUCGAGCAGCCUGAGAGAAAUCCUGAAUACCAAGCGGUGAUCAGAGAGGAAGUGAGGCAGCAGUCUUUAGAAGAUUGUCUAUGCGAGAGCAAAUGAGGCUGCAGAGAGUAAAGGAUGACACUAUUAUGAGACGGCAUGUCUGGGGUACCAGCAAAAUGUAGAAAACACAAGCUUCUGACUGCAAAAGUUUAAGUCAUUCCUACCAUACUGGUAGAUCUAACAUAAGUUACUGUUUUGUAUUGUACAUAACACAAAGUAUAAGUUUCUAUGUUUAUUUGGGGGGCUGAGAAGGUGCAGCUUCACAUGCAGUAUGGUUAGCAACACUGCUAAGUAAAAUAAAAAUAAAAAAUGUGUGUGUGUGUAUAUGUGUGUAUAUAUAUAUAUAUAUAUAUAUAUAUAUAUAUAUAUACACACACACACACACACACACACACACACACACACACACACACACACGAAAGAAAUAAAAAUGUUACAAGAAAAGUCCUGUAUCUGAUAUGUCACGUAGGGGGUGAAAAGAACCCUGGUGUACGGCUUUAAUUUAAAAUCUUAUGCGUGUAGUCAUUUGCAUAUCUGCAGGCUCAUAGGUGCAGAACUUUUCCAUGUCUAAUUUUGUGUGCAAAAUGUGAGUGCUGCAUUAUGUGGAAGGGACGUAUCAAUACAUUGACGUUAUUGCGAAAAUCACCAGUUAGGAUUAGUUGAGAUACACUGUCCUGAAUUACUGCAUUUUUGUACUGUAUACAUUUGCCUAAAAAUCAUGAUGAAAACAAUGUAAAUAUGCAAUAAAUUAUAUUCCUUUCUUCCCAC